Tarenaya hassleriana is the source of this 1079-nucleotide messenger RNA. RefSeq lists its product as uncharacterized. The transcript is spliced from 4 exons. The record is from RefSeq and is a predicted model, not a curated record. Gene Ontology annotation, cellular component: intracellular anatomical structure. Lineage: Eukaryota; Viridiplantae; Streptophyta; Magnoliopsida; Brassicales; Cleomaceae. Bases 305 to 871 code for a protein of 188 amino acids.
AUUUCAUUCAAUCGAUUUCCAUGCCUCACUUUAUCAAGUUAAUUCCUUUUUCAGAUUUUAGAUUUACCCUUUUCGAAAGUUUCAAACCUUUGUUUCCGUUCUCAUGGCGUUUUCCCAAUGCGUUAUCACAAGAAACAUACAACAGAUGAACUUUGCCUUUUAAGGGUUUGUCCUGAGUUCGCCGAUUAUUAUUUUUCUGUUUUUUUUCCUCUUUGUUUUCUGUUGUCUUUUAGGUGGCCCGAAUUAAGAACAGAAUCAGGCGUACGAAAGGGAGCUCCGGAGGAAGGAGAGAGAUUGGUUGGAAAUGGCAAAAGCUUCGGAAAUCGCUGCCAAGCUCAAUCUCAAGGCUCACCCAGAAGGUGGCUUUUACACUGAAACUUUCAGGGAUAACUGUGUCUUCCUCUCCACCUCCCAUCUCCCUCCCCAGUUCAAAGUGGAUCGAGCUGUUAGCACGAGCAUUUACUUCUUGCUUCCAUCCGGGUGCGUUUCACGUCUCCACCGAAUCCCCUGCUCCGAAACCUGGCAUUUCUAUCUGGGUGAACCUAUUACAGUGGUGGAACUAUACGAUGAUGGGCAGAUCAAGUUUACGUGCCUAGGACCCGAGCUUAUAGAGUUGGAUCAGAAGCCUCAGUACACCGUCCCUCCAAACAUUUGGUUCGGGUCAUUCCCGACAAAGGAUGUCAACAUAUCUCCGGACGGGACAGUGAUCAGAGCCGAGCCCAGAAACCCCGAGAACCACUACUCUCUCGUCGGAUGCACUUGCGCUCCGGCUUUCCAGUUCGAGGACUUUGAGCUCGGGAAACGCUCUGAACUCAUCUCGGUGUUUCCUCGGCACGAGUCGCUCAUCACAUUGCUUUCUUACCCUAAUUGAUGCAAUUGGAAUUGAAAGCUGUCUUUCAGGCCCAUCUCCUUCCUUGUAGGACACAUUAUGGGAAUGUCUUCUUCGUCUUUUUUCUUACCUUCUUGUAACCCACUUUUUGUUGUUCUAUAUGUAAUUUGAUCGUUUCACUGGAAAGUUUUGAUCUUUGAUGAAAGACAUCAAUAAGGAACACAUCCAAAUGAACACUCUGUAUUUACAA